CGGUGUCUGUGCUUCCCGCGCUCGUCACAGGUGCUUUGAAUCGAGCCCAGAGUCCCCUUGUCAGGACCUACUCCAGCGCAUCCCGCAUCGCUCCGCGGCCCCCGGGAUCUACAAGCUGACCACCCCGACUGCAGCAGAAGGUGGUUUGUGUACGGUUACCAUGGAGACGCUAGCCAGCCUGGCAAAGCAAGGGAGCUGGAGGGCGGGAGGGUAAAGUGAGGAUGCUUCGGCGCUCGGCCCCAACCUGGACCAGUGGAGGAGCAGCGGGCUUUGCCCAGAGUGAAAGAGCCGCUGUGCACGCGGGAGGGUGUGUCUCUGAAGACCAUUUUAAUUUGAAAGGAAAGAUGCUGUCAUCCAAUGAUCAAAAGUUAGAAAAGCUGGAUCACUUUCAUCGACCUUCAGUGUCCAAGCAGAAGACCAGUGCGGAAAUCAUAAGUGAAGCACGGAAUGCCUUAAGAGCAGUGAGAACCCAAAGACCAUUUACACCCCGGGAAGACCAGAGGAAGCUGUUUGGGCCUGCCUCGUCAAGAGCCCCAGAAAACAGGCCUCCCUCCUCUUUCAGCCUCCAUGCAUCCAGCUUUGAGUUAAGCGAUUCCAGGCCCAUCUCUGGCACCCGUCUCAGUCCACUCGAGCUGAAACCCAGAGCUCCAGCAUCUCCCACCAUAGAAGAGGAUGCCUGUCUGUCCUUCCCUAAACCUCCACUGGACCCUGCAAAGAUAAGAAGAAUAAGUGGUUCUCGUGCGAAAUUCUACAGGGCUGCCUCCCAGGGAAUUCUUCUGUCUGACAGAUCCCUUGCUGCUGCCCACUCAAAGACCAUGGAGGAAUCCAAAGAGACUGUUACCAUGGGGAAUUCUACAGCAAAAAUAAAUGGGACUUAUUUAACAGUUUCAAAUGCCAUCGGUCAUUUGAAGAGUCACCCACUCCAACUCACUUAUGAACAAGGCUUCAGAGAAACCAAAGAGCAAGAAGUGUUCAAGGAGCCACCCCCAUCACCUCAUCUCCGAAGCAGAGGAAAUGAAGCUGCACAAAGGAGGCAUCGUGGAGCCAGCCUCACCCCUGGCCAUGACUCGGAGAGAAUGGACAGGGACCAAGGGAAGUGGCGUACCAGGGCCUCCUCGUGUCCUAGCAGUUCAGACCUGAGCAGACUGGAAACCAGAACAGCCUCAAGAACCGGCUUACAGGAACAGGAGACAGAAACAGAAGUAGACGGAGUCUUUUGGAAAACACGGAUUGUACCGAUUUUGCAUGAAUUAGAAAAGGAAGAAGACAUUGAUGCAAUGUGUGCCGCCUGCACGCAGCUCCAUCAUGUGUUGGAGGAAGGGCACAUGCUUGGAAAGAAGUUUAGGGGAAGAAGUGUCCUGCUGAAGACCCUGUAUAAACUAGUGGAUGCUGGCUCAGAUUCGCUCAGCCUUAAACUUGCAAAGCUUAUCCUAGCACUUAAAGUGAGCAGAAAAAACCUUCUGAAUGUCUGCAAACUGGUAUUUAAAGUCAGCAGGAGUGAGAAGAAUGAUGUCCUGAUGCAGACCGACAAUAUCCUGGCAUCAUUAUUGGAGGUGCUGAGAGGCGAAGACCUGCAAGGUAACACGGAAGCCUUUUUAUACUGCAUGGGAGCUCUGAAAUUCAUUUCCGGGAGUCCAGGAUUUCUUACUGAGAUGGUCAGCAAAGGUGCCGUGGAAAUACUGACAGAGUUGAUAAAGCAAGUGAAUGAGGACACGAAGAAACGCAGCACAUGCCUGCCGGAUUCCGGCAACUUGUUAGUCCAGACAACUGCUACUUUGAGAAACUUGGCGGACUCACCACUGACGAGAAGCAAGCUCCUGAACAUCGGAGCCUUCCCCCAGCUCUGCACAGUGAUGGAACAGUACAUGGACGACAAGGAUGUCUGUACCAAUGUCGCCAGAAUAUUUAGCAAACUGACCUCUUACCGAGACUGCUGUGCAGCCCUGGCCAGUUAUUCCAGAUGCUACGCCUUGUUUCUGAGUCUCUUGAACAAAUACCAGAAGGAACAGGAUUUAGUAAUUCGCAUUGUUUUUAUCCUUGGCAACCUGACAGCAAAAAAUAACCAAGCCCGGGAGCUUUUCUCCAGAGAGAGAGGGAGCAUCGAAACUCUGCUCACACUAUUUCAGAACUACCAACUUGACCAGCACUCCCCAAGGCUGGGGUUCCCAGGAGCCAGGCCCCCAGCAGAGGCUGAAGAUGUGCUGGUCAAGCUGACCCGAGUCCUAGCCAACAUAGCCAUUCACCCGCGCAUCGGCCCAGUGCUGGCUGCCAACCCUCGGGUGGUAGGCCUGUUGCUGACCACGCUGGAAUCCAACUCACUGGGCGACUGCGAGGAGCUGGUGAUCAAUACCACAGCAGCCAUCAACAACCUGUCAUUCUAUCAAGUGAAAAACUCCAUCCUGCAACACAAAAAGCUGUAUGUUGCUGAAUUGCUCUUAAAGCUCCUUGUGAGUAACAACAUGGAUGGAAUCCUGGAGGCCGUUCGUGUCUUUGGAAACCUCUCUCAGGACCAUGACGUCUGCAAUUUCCUCAUGCAGAAAAAUGUACACAAGUUCAUGAUUGCACUGCUGGAAGCCAAGCACCAGGACAUUUGCUUUUCUGCCUGUGGGGUUCUGCUAAACCUUACCGUGGAUAAAGACAAGCAUGCCAUUCUGAAAGAAGGGGGAGGCAUUAAAAAGUUAGUGGAUUGCUUAAGAGAGUUUGGUCCUGGCGAUUGGCAGCUGGCCUGCUUGGUGUGCAAAACCUUGUGGAACUUCAGUGAAAACAUCACAAACUCAUCAUGUUUUGGCGAUGAAGACACCAACACACUCCUCGUCCUCUUGUCAUCAUUUUUAGAUGAAGAGCUAGCUCUGGGCGGCAGUUUCGACCAGGACCUGAAAAGCUAUCAUAGACUGCACUGGGAAACAGAAUUCAAACCCGUGGCACAGCAGCUUCUGAAGCGAAUUCAGAGUCACCACACGCCCCUGGAGUCCCUGCCUAUCCCUUCUUUAGUCUAACACAACACAGGCUAAUGGCAGAACUGGGAAGUCAGGCCUCCCUCAUUCUUGGGAAGUGGUAAAAGCUGGAACAUUUCUCAGUAUUAACACAUGUUGAGCAUUUAAAGAAACAUACUGAUUUUAGUGAAUAGCCUAAGUAUUUUGAAAGAAAUUUCUUCUUUUCUAGGUAUUAUGGAAAAAUGAAUAUAUAUAUAUUUUCUGCUAUGAGAGCUGUGAGAUGGAAAUAUAUGCAUUUUAAGACUUCUCUUUCUAUUUGCCUGUAAAUCACUUAGAAAACAUCCUUAAAAAUCCCUACCUGACCACUUUGGAGUGAACGCACUUGCAAGUGCGUUCACUCGUCCAGGAACUUCACAGUGGAGAAAUACAGUUUGUCCAUGGGAGGAAUGGUCUACAGGAAGGCACCUGACUGCCCAGGCAUCUGUCCCAACUCUCUCUAUGUCUAAAAAUAAGUGCCUUGCCUCAUAUUAGCAUUUUCUUGUUCUUUUAUUAAGAGAAUGAAUAAGCAGAAGAAAGAGAGAAAGCUGCUUGGAGGGCUCAGUGGUAGAGCACAUGACUACCCGGUUCAAGGUCCUGGGUUUGAUCCCUCAGCAGGGACGUAGGAGGAAAACACUGCUUUAGGUCAGUUUAAUUUUUUUCUUCUGUUUGUACCAAUGCUUGACCUACAUGUUUAUCUGUGUACUCUGUGCAGUCAGUACCUGUGAGGACCAGAAGAGGGUGUCAGAUCUGAGCCUGGAGUUCUAAAUGGUUGUGAGCUCCUUUGUGGAUGCUGGGAAUCAAACUGGGGUCCUCUGCAAGAGCAUCGAGUGCUUUUAACCACUGAACCAUCUCUCCAGCCCCUAUUUUUUUGUUUAGAUUUAAUUUUUUUAAUUUAUGUAUAUUUAUUUAUAUAUGUGUGUCUUCAUAAACAUAUGCCCUGUGUGUAUGGAUUCCCUUGAAUUCAGAAGAGGGCGUCAGAGUCCCCGGAACUGGGGUUACAGACAAUUUUGAGCUGCUGGACUUAGGUGCUGGGAGCCAAACUCAGGUCCUCUAGAAGAGCAGCCAGUGCUUUUAACCACUUAGCCAUUUCUCCAGCCCCAGCCACCUACUUCUUGAAUUAAGUAAAACAGAUGAAAAAGAGUACUUUGCCUUUCUUUUCAUUUGCAAUACACUGAAUUAGAUGCUGUUUUAUCACUGGAUUGUAUUCCAGAGAAACAAUAUAACAGAUUAGAGAGUACAUGCUUAGCUGUGUGGCAUUCCUGUUUGACUUCUACCUCUCUUCUGCUAGCUGCCGGGGGCCUUAACUAAGUAACUAAUUAACAAUUAACUAAAUUUCUUGAGCUUGUAGUACAAAAUGAGAAUAAUACCUCUUUUUUUUUAUUUUAGUGCAUUCAUGAGUCAGGGUUUUUAGAGGGACAGUAUCAAUGGGAUGCAUAUAAAUUUAUGGCAAAGGAGACCAAUUAAAUUGGCUUACUGGUGGGGAAGUCCAACAAUGGCUGUCUGCAGUUUGGAGAAUGUGAUGAGUCAUCGACGCCUAAUGCCUCAGCAGCCUCAGUCUGGUGUUGAAGGCCUGGAGGGUCCCUGGAGAGCAUCUGGUCUUCCGUCAACAUUGGAGACCAAGAAGCUGGGUUCCCAAGUCAGUGAAGGGCAGCAGCAACAGUGACAAAAACCUAGUAGACGGGCUUGCCAGCGGGUGUGAGGGCAGAAAGCAAAAGCCUGUGUUUCCCUCACACCUCUUUGUAUGUGGGCAGCCUCAGGGAGACUUGCUGACCACUGUGGGGGAAGGUUUACCCCCUCAGUUAAGAUUUCCAGGAAAUACCCCUGCAGGCAGACUUGCUCAGCAUGUCUCUUAGUUGGUUCCCGAGCUAAUAAGGUUGACCACACCAUGAACACGCAAGUGAAGUUUCCAGCAAAACAUUCAGUCAGCAGAUUGUAAAUGCACACUGUAAUUAUUAUGAGGGGAGUCUGUUUGCUUGUCUCAAGGGUAAAAUUUGACUUUGAAUAAAUGAUUUAAAAAGA
This is a messenger RNA of Cricetulus griseus (Chinese hamster), 4991 nucleotides long. The record is from RefSeq and is a predicted model, not a curated record. Lineage: Eukaryota; Metazoa; Chordata; Mammalia; Rodentia; Cricetidae.